CCACACGUCGCGCUCACAUCCACAUCUAUCGACACGUGCGUGGCACAACCCUAUUUUGACGUUCCAAUUUCAAAGUGUUGUCAAAGUGGCUCGGGAUUAUUUAUGCUUUAGAAUCGGUAUUUUGAAUAAAAUCCGGACGUGUAGUGUAGUGUGACAUGAUAAGUGCCGUCGUGACCCAACGAAGGUGACAAUAGUGUUUACAUGUCAGUGAGCGCUGGAUGAUGACCGGUUGGAAGAACACGAACCGGCGGAAAAUUGACCGGUCCAAAAUGGCGACGAAUGUCGCUUCACAUAUAUCUCGGACGUCGUUCAUCUGUUUAUUUAUGGCUUUAAUAAGUACGAGGGUGAAAGCGGGCGAGCUGUGGCCAAUGGAGCGACCAGAAGGAAUGCCAGUCAUACAAUCGUUGGAGGUCAUGUGUGGGAAGGACCACAUGGAUGUGCAUCUAACCUUCUCGCAUCCUUUCGAAGGCAUAGUUUCUUCAAAAGGUCAACAUGGCGAUCCUAGGUGCGUGUACGUGCCGCCAUCUACUGGACAAACAUACUUUUCAUUCCGGAUUGCGUACGCAAAAUGCGGUACAAAACCUGAUCUCCACGGGCAGUUCUAUGAGAACACGGUGGUAGUGCAAUACGAUAAGGACCUACUUGAAGUGUGGGAUGAAGCGAAAAGGCUGAGAUGCGAAUGGUUUAACGAUUACGAGAAAACAGCUUCGAAACCGCCCAUGGUUAUUGCUGAUUUGGACGUCGUGCAAUUAGAUUUUAGAGGGGACAACGUUGAUUGCUGGAUGGAAAUCCAAGCUGGUAAGGGUCCGUGGGCGCCGCCGGUGUCCGGCAUCGUUCCUCUGGGCUCAACACUCACACUGGUGGUUGCUAUCAACGACUAUCGAGGUGAAUUUGACAUGAGAGUGAAGUCUUGUGCCGCGUCCGAUGGCUCCGGUCAUAUAAUUCAGCUUUCUGAUGAAUAUGGCUGCGUGUUGCGACCUAAAAUGAUAUCUAGAUUCCUCAAAGCGAAAGCGGUAGAUGAGCGUGCAACAGUUAUAACUUAUGCGUUCUUCCACGCAUUCAAGUUUCCUGACGCUCUGAGCGUGCACAUUAGGUGUAAGGUGGAAAUUUGUCGUCACGGGUGCUUGGAUCAUUGUCAGCUGGCUGGUAUAGCACCGCAAAGACAUGGCGCUUUGGAUAGGAAGGAUGACAGAACACACCAAGAUCAUAAUGAUAUAGGCGACUCAUCUGUUGAAGAAUCAGAUCUAAGUCUGGCUGAAGACCACCAGCGUCUUUCAUUAGAAGAAGCAUUUGGGGAUGAAGUAUCUGGCGAUGCUGUGCCAGCGCCUGCCCCACUGCCUCAACGUGCUCCAGCUCCAGUAAUAGAAGAUGACGCUGAUCGUAUGUCCGCUGUGGAAGAACUAGUACAGGCUUUGGCUAGACCUUUUACUGAUCGUCCAACUGACCUAAGCGAUCGCGAGCGUUUCCCUCACGGUCCACGCAACCUUGGCCCAAUCAAAACAGAACCUUCAGGAGAUGGAGUAGUCCCAGCUAAACCUCCAGGUCCAGCAGUUGCCGGUCCCAGAUCUUUGCGUAAACGACGCUCCGUUCGAGAUGCUAGGUCCGCAGAUGUUGGUGUUUCUGGAAUUUAUGAUGUAGUCUCCGAAGCUGAUCUUGCAUUUGGACCUUCCAGAGAGCCUGUCACUGUUUUUAGUGGAAGGAUACGUGAAGAGGUUGUGUACGGUAUAUGUAUGGGUGCAGUUAGCUUUGGAGCAUUAUUUGCCUCAGCAGCUGGCGCAGCUGCUGGAGCAGCUCUGGCUGCUGCGGUAUUACUCCAAAAACUUCGAUCCAGAAUGGCUUUACAAGCACCACCUAUGUCACCAGCACCAGCGUCUCAUUCACUCGCUGCAUGGAUGGCCUUAAGACUUUUAGGAUCCCCACCUCAUCCCCACCUUUCAAGAGAAGGAUGAUCAUAAGAACAAAUCUUAAGACUGUUUUCGUGUUCUAAUUUUAAAUAAGGCCAAAUCGUCCAGUAAUAUCUAUAAAUU
Nymphalis io (European peacock) is the source of this 2027-nucleotide messenger RNA. RefSeq names its product cuticlin-1 (gene m). NCBI's taxonomy places the organism in Eukaryota, Metazoa, Arthropoda, Insecta, Lepidoptera, Nymphalidae. The record is from RefSeq and is a predicted model, not a curated record. Bases 219 to 1949 code for a protein of 576 amino acids. The transcript is spliced from 12 exons.